Messenger RNA from Megalobrama amblycephala (Wuchang bream), 2711 nucleotides. RefSeq lists its product as uncharacterized. NCBI's taxonomy places the organism in Eukaryota, Metazoa, Chordata, Actinopteri, Cypriniformes, Xenocyprididae. The record is from RefSeq and is a predicted model, not a curated record. The coding region runs from base 1068 to 2381 and encodes 437 amino acids. The transcript is spliced from 5 exons.
UAAUUACAUAAUUUUCAUUUUUGGGUGAAUUAACCCUUUAAACAUUCUAAAAGUGUUAUAUAUUAUCCCCACUGAUUUAAAAAAAAAAACAUAAAAAACACUGUUGAAUAAAACAGUCAUAUCAAGUGUAGGCUUUUUUUUAAUAGUGAUUAAAAAAUGCAUUGCAGUACAUGCGAAAGAUCAAAAUGUUCAGCUUCUCUGCUGCUAAAUAUAUUUGUGAAGUGCACAGAGGGCAAAUAACCACAAAGCAUAAACACCUUGAAUCUGUCAGUCUGCUGUGCUCACGACAGGAAGUGGCAGACAAGCCAACAAAUGUUCUUUCCAAAGAGUGACAUUUGACACGCGCUGGUUAUCAAUCAAACAAAUAAAUAAAUAAAUCUGAGGUUAAAUAUAUCACUUAAAAAUUUAUAUGUAUAUAAAAACACAUAGGCCUAUAAUACAAUGUAUAAACACUAUAUGCACAUCCAAUUUUGAUGUUUAAAUAGUUAUGGUGAGAUCAUGGUUUGUUUUUGUCUGUAUGACUCCCCCUAGUGAUGGACAUGCACAUUUUUGUUCCAUCAUGAAACAGAUAUUCAAUAUUAAAGUUAAUUUACCUUAAAUAUAUCGUGCGAGUCGUCAUAUAAUACAGAUAAUAAAGCAUUAAAAGAGCUAAGAAAUUUAACUAGUAGUAAAUUACGUUUAGGUUUCAAGUAUAAUCUUCGUUAGUGACAUGACUAUGGCUACGAACAUACCUUAUACUUGAGUACCGCACCUACUACAAGUUAAGUAAUAUGAAAUAUAUACGGUUAAAUAGAUGUAAAGAAGGAAACAAUCACUAUUUAAUAUGUAAAUAGAAGAAAACCAAUCACAUUUCAGUAUGCAAAUAUUGGCAUGACAUCAUCGCUUACCUGCCAAGCGUUGUAAAAGUGUCUGAGGGAAACUUUAAGGUUUCUUCAAAACCUUACAGAAAUGAUCCACAAAUCCAAAGUUUGAAUUGUGUCUUCAUGGGGAAUUAUUACAAAGAAUUGUGAGAGUUUCAAAACUGCACAAGUCUCUGAUAGAGGACUAUCGUCCAGUGAAUUUGGCUUAUGCAUCAUUUUAGUGAAACUGGCAGGAGCAGAGCAGGCUUCGAUCAGAUCUCACUCCUCCUGCAGGUGCCUCUUCGUCGGAAGAGUGUGAUAAUAAGGACGUCUACAUUACUGUUAGUACAUCAGCUGGAAAGUCUGCACAUGUCUGUGGCAGUGAACGCACAACAGGUAUCUUUAGCAUCCUGCAUUUCUAAUGCCUCUACGGCACAGGAACCAACCACCUGUUGCAGCCAAACAAAAUCAUCCCAGGUGCUGAAGCAACAUCAUAAAACCCAGUUAAGGAUGCUGUCACACAGAUGGCAGAGGCUUGGUCUUCAGCCUCCAAUCCUCUGGGACACACAAGACCACAUUUCUGAACAUAGACCUGAGGCGGAAUCCAGACCAACACUGGAAAUCCACUCCAUACAGGUCAGCUGCAUUGUUUCUUCAAGGGACGAAGGACCAGAUGAGAUCAAGGCAAUCAGCAAUUCUCUUUGUAGCAGCUCCAACAAUGAACCUCUUGAAGUAGCAGCUAAACAGUCCUCCAGCCAGGUGUCAGCUGAGUCUGAAAACAGUGACCUCUCCGACCAAGAGAAAGACAAUAUUCCUAUACUAAAAUGGGAAACUCCUGUAGAAUUGGACCUGAGGCCAGACUCUUUUGAUAGAGAUCUAGAAUCUACAGAGACUGGAGAAGAAGAGGAAGUGUAUCCUGAGGUUCUUCCAUUUCCACUCAAAGAUCUCGACUUUAGUCAGUUGUUAUCCAGAGCGGAUGAUUUGGAGAGCCAGCACAACCUUUGUUUAACCGACCCUUGUCUUGCAGCCAUGGCGGCGCGCAUGAUAAAGAUGGAGAAACUUCAGAUUGCAACUAUACAGAGAGAACAAGGAAAGGCAGCCAGAUCUCGUCCAGCAACUGCUUUGGUACGAAGUGCCAAUCGUCUGAGGCAGGCGGAAAGCCCUUGUUCUCAGGCAGAACACUUGAGGAAUAAAGGCAGCAAUUCAAUUUUAGAUGAUGUAACAAAACUCACGCUUUCUUCAAGCUCUCAUUCAAAGUCUAUGCAUCGUAAUAAUCGUCCCUCGCCAAAUGCUGGGAAGGUGUGGAUUAGAUUUGAGCAACCACCGGCUUUACCUAAGAAGCCACAUUUUGGUGCGGUCAAAUUAAAGAAGACUGAAGCACCUGCUCAUGAUCUUAAUGCUCAUUCGAGUAUGUCACCAAAAUGCAAUAGUCCAAAUAGCUUUAAGAGACACAAACCCACAAAGAAAGCCAUGCCAAAGCCUCAGAAGACUUCCUCUGAAAAGACUAGUGUUCCUGUUAAAGCUCCUUGUAGGAAAAUGUGAUAUAAUUAUUUUUAAAGGGUUUUAAGCUUGAAGAUUGACAGUGUGUUAUUAACUGUGUGCAUGUCACUGUAUUUAAUGUUCCAAAUUCAAUACAAGUUGAGCUCCACCAACAACAUUUGUGGCUUGCUGUCAGUUACCACAGAAAAAUAACUUUGAAUUGUCCCUCAGUUUUGAGGGGGGGAAAAAAUCUUGUACACACUAACAUUUUGUUCAGUAGAUUUUUGUUUUAUUUUUAGAAUGUUGGCUGCUUUUCAUUGAUACAGACAAAAGAUCUGUAUAUCAAUAUAUCAAAAUGCUAUGUAAAAAUGAAAUGAAACUAGACAAGGAAAA